Molecule: messenger RNA, 2335 nt
Organism: Zeugodacus cucurbitae (melon fly)
Lineage: Eukaryota; Metazoa; Arthropoda; Insecta; Diptera; Tephritidae
Gene: clt
Product: acetylcholinesterase
Exons: 5
Coding region: 200-1939 (579 amino acids)
Source: RefSeq, a predicted model, not a curated record
UUCAUUUUGCUGUUAUCAGUGUCAGAUAAUUCAUCGGGUGAAACAAGCGUGGGAAAAGCAGUGAUCUAUAUUUAUUUAUAAUAGAUAACAAAUAUUAAAUAAAUCAGGUUUUAUUAAACUGCACUGCCUUAGCACUUGGCAAGUGUUCGUUGUAUUGUUAAAAGUUUGCCACUGUAACUUGCUUUGUGGUCAUUUCGCGAUGCUAUCGAGAUUUUCGCGAAUCUGCCAACCGCGACAGAGUGUUCUAAGAUACUUCAGCUUAAUGCCAUCAUCACGGGUCAAAGUACAAGUGCGUCAAGGUGUUGUCGAGGGUCGAGAAGGUCGUUUACCAAAUGGGGAGCCAUACCAUAGCUUUCAGGGCGUACCAUAUGCAGUGCCACCAUUCGGAGAACUACGAUUCAGAUCUCCUGUGCCACUGGAAUCUUUUGAAACCCCUAUUUUAGAUUGUACACGCGAAAGAGGUCCUUGUCACCAGCGAGAACCCUUGACAGACAAUAUAUUGGGUUCAGAGGACUGUCUCCACCUAAAUGUAUAUGCGCCAACUAAACCUUCCACUACUGGCCCGCUUCCAGUUAUGGUGUGGAUACACGGCGGAGGGUUCUUCUUUGGUUCUAGCAAUGGCACGUUGCCGUUAAGUUUAAUUUCCGAAGAUGUUAUUGUAGUGACAUUAAAUUAUCGUUUAGGCGCAUGGGGAUUUUUGUGCCUUCCAGAAGAAGGUAUCUGGGGGAAUGCUGGCUUAAAGGAUCAGCGUCUGGCUUUGCAAUGGGUGCACGAUAAUAUUGCUCAAUUUAAUGGUGAUCCAAAUAAUGUUACCUUAUUCGGAGAAAGCGCGGGAGCUGCGUCAGUUCAUUUACAUACAUUAGCUUCCCACGCACACAAACUAUUUCACAAGGCUAUCAUGCAAAGUGGAUCUGCCAAUAUGGAGUGGGUAUUCCAAAAUGAUCCAGCGCGAAGAGUUCGCCGUUUCUGUGAAUUGCUCGGCUGCCAAUCGCGAGACACGCGAGUUAUGCUUAACUUCUUACAGUCAAAUGAUACAGUGAAACCAAGGCAAGUGCUUAGUAACACGUUGCCUGUACUAUCGUCAGAUGAACGUCGCCGCGGAUUGCCUUUCACCUUUCAUCCAGUUAUUGAAGACGCGAGUAGUACAGAUAGCUUCAUUAGCACACCUGUUUUGGAACUUUUGCAACGUAAAGAGACACAGGCCAUGCCCAUGAUAAUGGGUUACAACUCGGCUGAGGGCAUUCUCCUGCUGAUAAAUGCGGUGCGCAAAAUGGAAGAAAUAAAUAACGACCUGGCACGUUUUGUGCCACGAAAUAUACCACUCGCUACUGAUCAUCCAGAUAUUCAAUUUCUGGCACAAAAAAUGCGCGAUUUCUAUUUUAAUGGUCACGAAAUCACACAUGAGCGUUUAGAUGCCAUGACGAACUUGCUGUCAGACUAUCACUUUAUGGUUGAUUUGCAGCUGGCUGUGAAAUAUCAAAUGAAAUAUAAAACGGGCUCACCGCUCUAUUUUUACCGUUACGAUUAUACAGGUGGUCGUGAUCUAUUUAAAAGACAAUUGCAGUUGGAAUAUAUACCUGGCGCCUGUCAUGCUGACGAAUUGCAUUACCUAUUCCAAACGCCCGGUAUUAAUCCAAUGAAAUUCGCAGAGAAGGAUAGACGUCAUAUUAAACGUCUGAGUGCCAUGUGGACUAACUUUGCCUGCCAUGGUAACCCUACUCCAGCAGGAAAUGAAAUCACAAAAGAUUUGGGCUGUGUGUGGACCCCCGUUAAUAGAGUGAAUAGUGAAGAUGAGGAAGACCGCAGCAUGGAUUGUUUGCUUAUUGAUGAAGAAUGUAGAAUGGAUCGUGAUCCAGAUAAAGAUCGCAUGGAAUUCUGGAAAGAAAUUUAUCGAAACUAUCCACCAUUGGAUUACUCACGACUGAGUGCUAAACUAUGAGAUUACAUUAAAUUUAGAUUAAUUAAUGGUAAUUUAUAGCUCAAAUUAAUAAGCAAUCUAUAGAUUUUAAUUUAAAAUAAUUUUGAGAUUAAUUCAAUUACUGUUAUGUACAUACGCGUCUUCUCAAUUGUCAUUAGGAAUGGUUUAUUAAAUGUAUCUAGCAAAUUAAAUAAUAUAUGUUGAUUAAAAGAAAUUGGUCUCGAAGGGAAUUUGGAUUAUGAGUAUAUAGAGCAGCUAGGUUACGUUCAUGGAAGACUAAAUUAAUUAGUUAUACUUACCGACCUAAAUAAGUGUAAAUAAUAUGUAUAUUUGACUUAAGCAAUGAUUGUUUAGCUUUUAAAAAUGUAAAUAAAGAAGAAAUUUGUGCAUACUUUUGUACUUUUAAACGAUCAUGUA